Messenger RNA from Telopea speciosissima, 526 nucleotides. Its product is annotated as anaphase-promoting complex subunit 11-like. Lineage: Eukaryota; Viridiplantae; Streptophyta; Magnoliopsida; Proteales; Proteaceae. Gene Ontology annotation, biological process: positive regulation of mitotic metaphase/anaphase transition; protein ubiquitination; anaphase-promoting complex-dependent catabolic process. Gene Ontology annotation, molecular function: cullin family protein binding; ubiquitin protein ligase activity; zinc ion binding. Gene Ontology annotation, cellular component: nucleus; anaphase-promoting complex. The transcript has 3 exons. The record is from RefSeq and is a predicted model, not a curated record. Bases 1 to 348 code for a protein of 115 amino acids.
AUGGGUACUCCACAAAUGCAGAGGAGUGAGAGGCGGAAGUUAGAACAAAAAUCUGAGAACUUCUCCCAUGGUGUGAUGGUCACAACGGUAGAGUAUUCUGACAAAGCGAGAUGGUUGCAUGCUGUAGCUUCCUGGACAUGGGAUGCCCAAGAUGAAACAUGUGGGAUUUGCAGGAUGGCUUUUGAUGGUUGUUGUCCUAAUUGGAAACUUCCAGGGGAUGAUUGUCCACUAAUUUGGGGUGCAUGCAAUCACGCAUUCCAUCUUCACUGCAUCUUGAAAUGGGUGAAUUCGCAGACUCCUCAAGCACAUUGCCCCAUGUGUCGUAGGGAAUGGCAAUUUAAAGGAUGAUUUAAUUGGAGUUGUUUGAACUGUUAGUUUUCCAUUGUUUUCUCUGUAAUAUUUCAGAAGCUGAAUGUCUUUAUGCUGCAUUAAAAACAGGAACAUCUUUUUCGCUUGGUAAGAAGUGAAUACAACAUAUGAGGCAUUUGAGGUGAUCAUUCAAAAUUAGAGUAUUCUUUCCUAUACC